GCACUACGAUCAGCCCAAACCCGGAAGUGUAUGCUCGCUUCACGCUUGUGUUUAUCCUGGUGUUGAGGAUGCCGGUUAUGUUGUUGUGUUUGAGAGAGCUAUAUUUUUUUUCGUGUCCCGGUUAUGUUUGUAAAGUAGCACAAUGAUAAAAUAUGUUGUGGUGCUUAUUUCAGUGAGUUUGGCGCUGUGGAGCGGGUCUGAGUGGAUGAACUUUUGGAUUUCUGAGCCGGGAGAUGAUCAGGAUUUGGUGCUCAGCAAGGAAGAGCUGUCACUUUAUAACGGGGAGAAGGACAGCAAAGGACUUUACCUGGCAAUUUUAGGCCAGGUGUUUAAUGUUGAAAAGGGGAGGAAGCACUAUGGGCGAGCUGGAGGUUAUCGGUUUUUUGCAGGCAGAGAUGCAUCCAGAGCCUUUGUGACAGGCGAUUUCACAGACUCAGGGUUGACCGACGAUGUCUCGGACCUGUCUCCGUCUCAAAUAGUGGCACUCUAUGACUGGCUGGCUUUCUAUCAGAAGGACUAUACACCUGUAGGUAAGGUCAUUGGUCGUUUCUACAGUGAGGGCGGAAAGCCCACCGACGUCCUGCUUCAGACGGAGACUUCUUUGGCUCAGGGGCUGAAACUCAAAGGCCAGGCUGAGAAGGAAAACAAACUUUAUCCUGCCUGUAACUCCGAGUGGAGCGCGGACCGAGGAGGACGGGUUUGGUGCUCCACUAAAAGUGGUGGAGUGCACAGAGACUGGGCUGGCGUUCCCAGAAUGCUCUUCUCACCUGGUUCGGGCCACACGCGUUGUGUGUGUGUACGACUGGAUGAUUCAGGACAAUCAAACAACCGAAAUCUUCAGCAGUACAAAGGCUGUCCACCUCAGGCAGAGUCGUGUCCCCUUAACCCAGACUGAUCGCUGUGAGAUUUUCAAACUUUGUAUACAGUGUCCGUAGUUAACUUUAUUUUAUACAAUAUCAUGUUUAAUAAGUUCCCUAUGCGAUCAAUAGUGUUCUGAUAACACGGGUUGACUGGUUUCAGGAUGGAGAAUCAGUCAGGGAAGAUUUAAAGGUGUUGUAUGUAAGAUUAAAAACAAACAAACAAAACACUA
Molecule: messenger RNA, 1090 nt
Organism: Silurus meridionalis
Lineage: Eukaryota; Metazoa; Chordata; Actinopteri; Siluriformes; Siluridae
Product: neuferricin
Exons: 4
Coding region: 143-895 (250 amino acids)
Cellular component (GO): membrane; endomembrane system
Source: RefSeq, a predicted model, not a curated record